AUGAAUAUAUAUUUGGGAUCUUAAAAUUUUAAUAGCAUUUAAUUAAAAAAUACAAAUAUUUCAGGAUUAAGCUUUUUUGAUUGUGACUUAGCAAAUUCAAAAUUUUUAAAUGUUGAAAUUAAUUCUUGCAAUUUUAAUUUUGCUGAUUUGUCAAAUGUUGAGUGGAUUAAUGUUAGAUGUAAAGAAAAACCAUUUCUUAAAGCCCAUAUAAAAAAAGUGAUAGCUAUUCAAUUUUCACCUAAUGGGUAAUUAAUUGCUUCUGCUGGUGAGGAAAAUGUAAUAAAACUAUGGAAUGCAGAUUCAUAUUAAUUUAUCUUAAAUUUAGAAGGACAUGCAGGUUAAAUAAAUACAUUAUAAUUUACAAAAGACUCUUUAAAACUAUUUUCAGGAAGUGAUGAUUGUACAAUAAGAUAAUGGGAUUUAAACUAGGAAAUAAAUCCUAAAAGUACGAUUAAAAGUGAAAUUGUUGAUUAGUUCUAGGAUGAAAUAUUAAAAGUAUAAAUAUCAAAGGAUACAAACAAAUUAUAUGCACUUGAUAAAAAGGAAUGCUUCUAUAUUCUUAAUUUAUCAAUUCUUUGGUUUGAUGAUUUUGUUUUAACAAUGUAAAAAUCUUCAUUUAAUUUAUUCUGUCUAAACCCAAAAUAAACAAUAGUUGCGAUUGCUUAUGAUAAUAGUGAGAUUGAAUUAAUUGACUAUGAAACUAAAAGUAGUAAAGUCAUUGAUACUGUUAAAGAUCAAAUUUAUAAAAUGGAAUUUAGUGAAGAUGGAAAUUACCUUGCGAUAGCAACCAAUAGUAGUACUUUUAUAUUAGAUAUAAAUAAAAAUAAAAUGAUAAGUGAAUUUUAAUUUGCUGAUAUAGAAUUAUCGACGAUUCUGUUUGAUUUAGAAUCUAAUGAUAUAAUUUUUAGUGCAAAUGAAUUCAUCUUUCUGAGGAAAAUACAUUAACCAAAAAUUGAAUGUUAAGAAAAGAAAGAAAAAUGUUUUGAUAUAGUAAUAUCUCCAAAUGGAAAAUUAGCUGCUUUACUAUUUGAAAAAAAAAUCAUUAUCAAAGAAGUCCUUUCAUAAAAUUUUGAAAGACUUAUACCUUUUGAUUUAUAACCAAAUUAGAUUAAAUUUUCAGAAGAUAGUAAUAAAUUAUCAUAUUUUUUAAAUGAAUAAGAAACUAUAAAGCAUUUUUAAAUUAUUGACAUAAAAUAGCUUCAAAUAAUUUAUGAAAUUUCUUGGAAUUAUAAUUAGUGGAAAAGUCUUGUCAUUUCCUAAAAUUUUGAGAAACUAGUAAUUUUGUUUAAUAUUUUAGAAAAUGAAAUUCCACUAUUUGAUGGAGCAAUUAUAUUGA
Molecule: messenger RNA, 1336 nt
Organism: Paramecium sonneborni
Lineage: Eukaryota; Ciliophora; Oligohymenophorea; Peniculida; Parameciidae
Source: the annotation of a GenBank genome assembly